Messenger RNA from Zea mays, 627 nucleotides. RefSeq names its product PVR3-like protein. Gene Ontology annotation, molecular function: fatty acid binding. Gene Ontology annotation, biological process: systemic acquired resistance. The coding region runs from base 90 to 401 and encodes 103 amino acids. The record is from RefSeq and is marked validated. The transcript has a single exon. NCBI's taxonomy places the organism in Eukaryota, Viridiplantae, Streptophyta, Magnoliopsida, Poales, Poaceae.
CGAAGCAGCCGAACCUGCUAGAAGCCUAUACACGGCCAAGGUCCACCGUUCCCAAAUCUACGACUUGAGCAAAAACCACAGCUAUAGCCAUGGCAAAGGCAGGGGCAACGGCCGUGCUGGUGACCGUCCUGGUUGUCCUGGCGGCGUCCGCCGAGAUGGCGCACGGCGUCUGCAACCUGUCGAGCGCCGGCAUCCGCGCGUGCCAGCCCGCGGCAGCCAUCCGCAACCCGACAGACCAGCCGUCGUCUGAGUGCUGCGCCGCGCUGGCGGGGGCCGACCUGGCAUGUCUCUGCCGGUACAAGAACGCCGCCGGCGUGUGGGUGAGGUUCUACAGGAUCGACAUCAACCGCGCCAUGGCGCUGCCGGGCAAGUGCGGCCUUGCCAUGCCGGCCAACUGCUGAUGUGCUCACUCACACUCCAACUGCAUGCAUGCCGUGCUGCGUGCGCCGCUACGUUUAUUACAUGCGCGUCAAGGCGCAUGUUCUACUGCUAUAUAGCUACGACAUCUAUGCAAUAAACGAAGGCAUGCACACAAUGAUACGUGCCUCGUGCACGCAGUGCAAUAUGUCGAUGAACUAUGGGUGCGUACGUGAGCUUAAGCUUAUUAAUCAGUGCAGAAGUUUAUGU